AUGUCUGACCAGACAGCUAAGAUCACGUCGAUAGAGCCAUUGGACUCCAAAGACUCCAAAUGGCUCAAACUUGUCAAGAUCAACUAUGAAGACAAGAACGGAAAACUGCGUACAUGGGAAGCCAUGCGGCGUCCGACGAAGCCCAAGACCAGCGCCGUAGACGCGAUUCAGAUCCUGGCUAUCCUGGACAAGGAGGACGGCCCCGAAGUGAUUCUGGAGAAGCAGUUUCGACCGCCCACAGGCAAGGUCGUAGUCGAUUUCCCGGCGGGCAUGGUCGAUGAGGGCGAGACCCCCGAGCAGGCCGCCGUUCGAGAGCUGAGGGAGGAGACGGGCUUCGUCGGCACAGUGAUUGCUGAAGAACGACCUGUGCAUUGGAACUCGCCUGCAUCAUCCAGUUCCUGCGUCUACAUGAUCCGGAUGAAUAUUGACCUGACCAAGCCCGAGAAUCGGAACCCCAAACCGGAGCUGGAGGAAGGCGAGUUCAUAGAGACCUUUACAGUGCCGCUCAAGGACCUUUACGCAGAAUGUCGCAAGCUCCACGCCCAAGGCUACGCAAUCGAUGGCAAGGUUGGCUCCUUUGCAGAGGCGCUUGAAUUGACGAAACCUUAUAGACGAAUACCAAUCACUGUUCAAACUGAGGGAAUCCAUCAACACGAGGAAGCCCCGUUGUCGCCCGGCUUGCCCGACCUUUAUCACCAUGCGCCGGGCGGCAAUUGUGGACCCCCAUGGCAUCCCUUCGUGCCCUUCACCCCGAGACCGCCCGUUUCUUCACUGCCCCACACCGAGAACAAGGCCCUCCCUCCAUGCUCCCCUGGUCCUCCCCUGGUCACUAUCAUGUCCACACCCGCAUCCUCGGCCAGGCAAAAGAGGCCCAAGAAACCAAAAGCUGCAAAUGCAAUCGAGGCGGCCGUGACUUCGUUCUUGGUCCAACGCCCACCUUCUCCUGAGCGUGACGUCCCGGUCCUGAUAUCCCAGGCCCCCAAAAGAUGGACCAUCUACGAGCCCAUGGUUCUGCUGCCUGCAGGUUCCUUCUCGUCACCACAAUGGACUGAAUUCCUCAACUCGCUUCCGGAGCCCGAGGCGUCGGACCUCUGGGCGGCCGUGCUGGCCCAGAUCUCCCGCACCGCUUCCAACAAGACGCCGCUCACGCACCUGGCCGCCAACGAGGGCAUCCCCCUGCACCUCCAGGACGGGGCCGAAGACGCGGAGGAGACCGAGAACGUGCUCCGCAGCCCGAGCGGCCUGCGGGUGCUGCACGGUGACUUUGGCGCUGCUCGGCUCGGCGGUGCAACCCCCGGGCUACAGGACUUCGCCGCCGCGUUCUGGGUCUCGACCCGGCAGAACGGCAUCUACCAGACGUGGGCGCCGCGCUGGACCAUGUUCAGCCGCGGCAACAUCAGCGAGAAGGCGAGGCUACUGGGUUUCCACUCGCCUUCUCCUUCCGACUUCGUGGGUAGGCCAUCGCAAUUUCAGCACAGGGUAGCACAGAGCAGCGAGCUGAGGGACAGGUAUGCCGUCGACCUCUACGCCGGCAUCGGCUACUUCGUCUUCUCGUACGCGAAGCUCGGCCUGCGCGUCUUGUGCUGGGAGUUGAACCCCUGGAGCGUAGAGGGCCUGCGACGAGGCGCCAUAGGGAACGGGUGGGAUGUGCGCGUGUUGCAGGGCGAGGAGCUGUCCAGUGUCGACAUGCGCGGGGUACUACGGGGCAAGGAGCGGAUUGUCGUGUUUCUGGAGGAUAAUGCCAAGGCUAGGGAGCGCCUUGCGCAAGUGGAUGCCCUCGAGAAUGACAGCGAAGUGCGAGGCGACGGUGAUGUGAAGGACGCGGUUGAGGUAUUGCAUGUCAACUGUGGUUUCUUGCCCACGAGCGAGCCCGUAUGGAGAGACGCGUGGGAGAUGGCCAGGCAGAAGGGGGCGGACAAGGCCUGGUUGCAUCUACAUGAGAACGUCGGAGUGAACGACAUCGAGGCUCGGAAAGGGGAGAUACAGAGACUGUUUGAGAGCUACAAGGGCGGGGACCACUCGAGGGAUGUAUCAGUUGAACACGUCGAGCUUGUCAAGACGUUUGCGCCUGGGGUCUGGCACUGCGUGUUUGACGUGUACGUUUAUAGUCGUACUUCGUCAAGACCAACUUGA
Neoarthrinium moseri is the source of this 2133-nucleotide messenger RNA. RefSeq lists its product as uncharacterized. The transcript is spliced from 7 exons. NCBI's taxonomy places the organism in Eukaryota, Fungi, Ascomycota, Sordariomycetes, Amphisphaeriales, Apiosporaceae. Gene Ontology annotation, cellular component: cytoplasm. The record is from RefSeq and is a predicted model, not a curated record. Bases 1 to 2133 code for a protein of 710 amino acids. Gene Ontology annotation, molecular function: tRNA methyltransferase activity; hydrolase activity. Gene Ontology annotation, biological process: tRNA methylation.